UAUGUAAUCGAGCUAUCUUGACGGUAGCGGAUGUGUGACCAAACUGGCGAUUACGGAAAUAACUGCUUAGCCAGAAUCAAAUAAAUAAAGGAUUUAUAUCGAGUCGCCAUCCGUGUAAGCCUGUAACACUAUCCACAAUGUCCAGGCAAUCAAACCGAACAACAGACAGCAAGAAGAUGAACUCUGAGCUGUUCACUCUGACUUACGGGGCUCUGGUCACCCAGCUUUGUAAAGACUAUGAGAAUGACGAGGAAGUCAAUAAACAACUGGACAAGAUGGGUUAUAACAUUGGAGUACGUCUGAUUGAGGACUUCCUGGCUCGCUCAAGCAUUGGCAGGUGUCAGGAUUUCCGAGAAACGGCCGAUGUCAUUGCUAAGGUUGCAUUCAAGAUGUACCUUGGAAUCACCCCCAGUGUGACCAACUGGAGCCCUGCAGGAGAUGAAUUCUCCCUCAUCCUUGAGAACAAUCCGCUGGUUGACUUUGUGGAGUUGCCGGAUAACCACAGCACACUGAUCUACUCCAACCUGCUGUGUGGGGUCCUCAGAGGAGCUCUGGAGAUGGUCCAGAUGGCUGUGGAUGUGCGAUUUGUUCAGGACACUCUGAGAGGGGACAAUGUGACAGAAAUCCGCAUGAAGUUCAUCAAGAGGAUUGAAGAAAAUCUGCCAGCAGGAGACGAGUGAUGGAAACUGAAAAGGUUCCUCCCUCAGCUUUUGUCUAAUUUGGCGAGGACUGAGUCACACCUUCACGCACAGACUGAAAGGAUGAAUGAACUCAAAACAUCUGGAUGAGUGGCAUGUCUCGAUAGCCUGAAGGAUGCUUACUUUCCUUGCAACUUGUCACUCCUCAAUUUCUAGUAACUUCAUCUCCGGUUUGUUUUUUUUUUUUUCCAUCUGUGUUUGGAGAAGAAUGCUAGGAAUUAGAAGAGACUAUUGUAUGCUGUUGAAACACAACACAACACAAGAUUAUAACUCAGCCCUGUUACCCCUAGCCUUUAGGGGUGAAAAAAAUCCUUGGCACUUAUCUGUGGUCCAGUUUGUGGGAAAAGUUACUGUGGGUCUGUGCCUAAAUUACAGCCAUUGUAGCUGAGGAGAAAAGAAUGCCUAUGACCAUUCAUCUGUCGCCAUCCCUCAUGGAAAGUCACUUUUAUUAUUUGUCUUAUUAUCUGUUUCUUGAAAGAAUUGUGUUUUUCACUUGGCCAUGUAUAGACUUCUGUUUUUUUGGUUUGAGGCUGGAAAAGAUUACAUCGUUUUUAUGUUUGUCUUUUUUUUUUUUUUUUUUAAGAAAUCACACUCUAUCUUGCUGCCAAUUAUGUGGCAUGUUAAUUUAUGUAGAUGGGUAUGUCAAAUAAAAUCAGCAUAUUUAAUAUGA
This is a messenger RNA of Scatophagus argus, 1368 nucleotides long. RefSeq names its product trafficking protein particle complex subunit 3 (gene trappc3). The transcript has 5 exons. Bases 138 to 680 code for a protein of 180 amino acids. NCBI's taxonomy places the organism in Eukaryota, Metazoa, Chordata, Actinopteri, Scatophagidae. Gene Ontology annotation, biological process: endoplasmic reticulum to Golgi vesicle-mediated transport; intra-Golgi vesicle-mediated transport. Gene Ontology annotation, cellular component: TRAPP complex; cytosol; cis-Golgi network membrane. The record is from RefSeq and is a predicted model, not a curated record.